CCGAACCCGCACAUCAAGACACAUUCACCGUUAUACAGGUAUCCCCCAACGUUACUACCGUGGCGAAAAGUUAAUUUAGUUGUUUAUGCUGGGAUUUUAAGGGAACGUACGUGGACUUGGUAGGGUCUAAAAGGUAAAAAUGAGAGGGAGGAUGAUUAAGACGCAGGAUGUCGUGGGGUUCGAGUCGAGCUGGACGUACUGGACGCUGUUUUUUCUCUGCGCUCUCGUGCCGCUCCCAGUGCGCGCAGAUAUCACUUGCGCCUCGUGCUUCGCACCAAUACGUCGGGCAGCUUUUGUCAGCCGUGAUUUUGGAAGUGCACCGGACGGCAGUACUGAUAGAAACUGGAAAUUGAGACUUGAUGGAGCUCAACUUUCCCACGAAGCGCAAAAAAAAUCUCCUUUCGUGUCUUGGAGAGAGAAACUGCAGAACGCGCACAUAUCCAAAGCGGAACGGACGAGCCCAGCUGAAGAAAAAGACGGAAAAGUUUAUCCAACAUGGUCUCCAAAGGAAACCAAAGUGAACAGGAGAGAAAAGCGCAGUCUGUUUCCGUCUGACAGCGCGGCCGGUUCUCGGUUCGAGUUCAGGCGUACUGGAGGAGUUGACGGUACCGGGAAGAGCCCGAGGCAGAAUGAGCCACACCUGAUCACGUCCACCUUUGCGCUGUCCGCAGAUUCGGCUCAUAAUCAGGCCAUGGUGCUGUGGUGCGGACACAACAGCAGCGUGAUCCUGAUUUUGACAAAACUGUUCGACUUUAACCUGGGAACUGUGACGGAGAGUUCGCUCUGGAGGUCAGUAGAUUUUGGGACAACAUAUGAGAAGCUGAUGGAUAAAGUGAUGAUCAGAACAAUGCUGAGCUAUCUGUACGUCUUUCCGACCAAUAAGAGGAAGAUCCUGAUUUUAUCUGAUCCGGAGGUGGAAAGUAGUUUACUUAUCAGUUCUGAUGAAGGAGCCACUUUUCAAAAGUUCAAUAUUAACUUCUAUAUCAUGAGUCUUCUGUUUCACCCUACUCAGGAGAAUUGGAUUCUGGCCUAUAGCCAUGAUCAGAGGCUUUAUAGCUCAUUGGACUUCGGUAAAAAGUGGAUUCUUGUUCAUGAGAGAGUAACUCCGGGGCGAUUCUACUGGGCACUGAGUGGUCUAGAUAAAGAGGCAGACCUGGUACACAUCGAGGCUCGAACUGACAGUGGACAAAUGCAGUACAUUACGUGCCGAGCACAAAAGUGUUCAGAGGAGGGUAGGCAGUAUCCAUUCAGUGGCCGAAUUGACACCAACUCACUCGUAGUGCAGGACCAAUACAUCUUCUUACAGUUAACCACAGCAGGAAGAACUACGUACUUUGUGUCCUAUCAGCGAGGGCCCUUCAGGACCAUACAGCUCCCUAAAUACUGUCUACCCAAAGACAUGCACAUUGUCAGUACAGAUGAGGGGCAAGUGCUGGCAGCAGUGCAGGAGUGGAACGAAAAUGACACCUACAGUCUGUACAUCUCUGACACACCUGGAGUUUACUUCACCCGCUCACUCCCAAACCUCCAUACCUUCCGCAGUCUUGCAGGAAACCUCAUUGUGGAUGUCUACAAGGUGGCGGGUGUUAGUGGACUGAUCAUAGCCAAUAAGAAAGAAGAUGCACAGAUGAGAACGUAUAUCACCUACAACAAAGGCCAGACAUGGAGCUUACUACAGCCUCCAGCGAAAGACACCACAGGACAUGACAUCAACUGCAACCUGCCCUCGUGCUCCUUGCACCUUCUCCUGCAGAUGUCUGAAAACCCCUACACACCUGACACUAUCUCCACCAAACACUCCGCUCCAGGGAUUAUAGUGGCCACAGGUAACAUUGGGCCCGAGCUUUCCUUCUCUAAUACGGGAAUGUUCAUCUCCUCUGAUGCCGGAAACACAUGGAGACAGAUUUUUGAGGAGGAGCACAGUGUCUGGUUUUUGGACCAUGGAGGGGCUUUAUUAGCUGUUACACAAUCUGUUGUACCAACACGCCAUUUAUGGAUUAGUUUGGAUGAAGGCCGGCAGUGGGACAAGCUCAGCUUUUCGUCUACACCCCUAUUUGUUGAUGGGGUUAUGAUGACUCCAGAGACUGAGAAUCACAUCAUUACAUUCUUCGGGCACUUUAAUUACCACUCCGACUGGCAGCUGAUAAAGAUUGACUACAGCUCCCUGUUUGGGCGGAAAUGCACAGACGGAGACUUUCAGACAUGGCACCUGCAUAACAAGGGUGAGGUGUGUGUGAUGGGAGAGAGACAGGUGUAUAUGAAGAGGAAGCCUGGCACACGUUGCACUCUGGGUCAGGAAUAUUCUCGAGUUGUUUCAGCUGAGCCCUGCAUCUGCACCCUCUAUGACUUUGAGUGUGAUUAUGGGUUUGAGAGACAGGCCAGUGGAAAAUGUGCACCUGCAUUCUGGUAUGAUGUCAAUUUACCAGCACACACCUGCAGCCAUGGACAGCGCUACCGCAACAGCACAGGGUACAGGCAAGUGCUGUUGAAUAACUGUAGAGAGGGUCUGAAGGAUACACUAAGUCCCAAAAUGCAACAGUGUAAACCCAUAGCACCCAGUGGCCUACAGCUGAGCACCAUCAACUCCCAGCUCACUGCUGUACUGGGAACCAACAUCACCUUCAGAGUAGCAUUGCAAAAUGUGAAUAUCACGUCCGAUGUGUCAUGUUUAGGUCCCGUGGAGCGUAUCUUUCUUUCGGCACCGGUGGUCGUCAUCAGAGGAAACGAGGCCAACUUGACAGCAGUGCUGUGGCCCAGUCAGCCCAGGACCGCUACUUUCUACUGGUGGUUCAGUAACAGGACAGAGCCGCUGAUCACACUGGAAGGAAGUAUUUCACACACAUACACACGAGAGGGACCGAACUCUGUCACAGUACAGGUGUCAGCAGGAGGCACAGUCCUACAGGACGUGAAAAUCAUCACUGUCAAAGAUUUCUUCCGUUCUUUACUGCUGUCGUUCUCUCCUAACCUGGAAGAGCACAACCCAUCCAUUGCCGAAUGGAGACAGGACGUGGGGCGCGUUGUCAGGGCAACACUCUCUCAGGUUUGUGGCUUCCCUGAGGACCAGCUGUUGGUCUCUGUGUUUCCUGGAUCUCCAACUGCCGCUGAGCUCUUUAUCCUACCCGAGACAAACCAGUCAGCAUUCAGAUCAUACACAGAGGAACAGCUUGAUAAGAUGUCGGAGGUCUUCAUGAACGCUUUAAAUCAGAACCUGAUCCAGUUUGAUCUGAAGCCUGACACGCGGGUCACAGUGUCUGUGUCUCAGCUCACACUGGCACCUCUGGUGGACUCCAGUGUUCUCCCCAGUGGCUCUGCCAUGCUGUUACUGGUUUCUCUGGGUCUGGUGGGAUUGGCCAUUGUCUUCAUCUACAAGUUCAAACGUAAAAUCCCAUGGAUCCAUGUGGAGACAGAGGACACCCAUGAGAAGGAGCCCGAGAUGAUCAGUGCUGUCGGACAGGAGAAGAACGGCACGCGUACAACAGCCACUUCAUUCACAACAUGCAACGCACACACAACACAAACACCAUUUCCCUCCAACACCAGAACACACAACAGCUUCAGCCAUCUGCCACCUCCAAGAGAACUGAUAGAGAAGGAGCUGGAGGCUCACAACACAGGUUAG
Messenger RNA from Sinocyclocheilus anshuiensis, 3622 nucleotides. RefSeq names its product VPS10 domain-containing receptor SorCS3-like. NCBI's taxonomy places the organism in Eukaryota, Metazoa, Chordata, Actinopteri, Cypriniformes, Cyprinidae. The record is from RefSeq and is a predicted model, not a curated record. The transcript has 25 exons. Gene Ontology annotation, molecular function: protein binding. Gene Ontology annotation, cellular component: membrane. Bases 140 to 3622 code for a protein of 1160 amino acids.